Molecule: messenger RNA, 3993 nt
Organism: Volvox carteri f. nagariensis
Lineage: Eukaryota; Viridiplantae; Chlorophyta; Chlorophyceae; Chlamydomonadales; Volvocaceae
Exons: 5
Coding region: 1-3993 (1330 amino acids)
Biological process (GO): regulation of transcription by RNA polymerase II
Cellular component (GO): nucleus; aryl hydrocarbon receptor complex
Molecular function (GO): nuclear receptor activity; transcription cis-regulatory region binding
Source: RefSeq, a predicted model, not a curated record
AUGGCGGAUGAGCUUGCUCUGCUCCGAGCGCAAUACGCACAGCUGCAUGCGCGGUACGAGUUGCAGGCGAUACGGCAGCAGGAGCUGCAGGAGGCUGUACAGCGGAUUUCGGGCAUGGCCGCUGCUGCUCAGCCCAGGACGCCGCUGACACCUAGCUGGGACCCGCUUGUGGAGUCCUCCCCCGCGAACAGUACGAGGAAGGACAGCUCCGCGGCCACCGGAGCAGUAGCAGCAGGAGGAGCCGAGGAGAAGGCACUCGGCAAAGGCAAGGCGGCGCCAAAGGGCGUACCACAGCUGCAGUCAACUUGGACCCAAGCCUCGCCUUCCGUGUCCUCGUCGUCGUCGCCUUCGUCGCCGCAGGGCCAGACGGAACAAAACUCAACCUCGCGCCGGCCUGCUCUGGCGCCAGGACAGCCGCCAGCGUGCCGCGAAUAUGACAGCUCCCGGAGCACGUCUGAAUCUGGAUCUAGGUCUAAAUCCAGAUCUAGAUCUAGAUCCCCUCUUGGUAGCGCGCAGCAACGUCAGCACCCCUGCCAGCAGCAUAGCAGCGGUGAGGGGUCCGUAGACCACCCACCUCCUUGGCGGCCUGCGGGGAUCCUGCACCUGUCACCGCCGUCGCCGUCAUACCACGGCAAGCAUCACUUCAUGCAUCACCAUCAACUCCAGCAACACCACCAGCACCAUGAACAACAACAACAGCAGCAGCAACAGCAGCAGCAACAACAGCAGCAACAACAGGAGCAUCGUCAUCGCCAUCAUCACCACCGUCAUCGGGAGCAGCAAUCCAGGCGUUCGCCCACAUCCGUACGUUCGGUCCCGGCCAACCCCGGGACCGCAGCCGCAACGCCUACAGCGGUCUCGGAGCAGUCCCGGGCAUCCGCUGGCGCCGCCUCCGGCGGCGGUGCCCCUCUUGGCCCACAGCGCUCCGGCGAGCUGUUCAUCUCCACCACGCCCUUCUUCCCUCUGGGCCCUGAGACCUCCCAAUUCCUGGACAGAGCCACGACUGUGGAUGUGGGCUUUUAUCCCGACCCUGACCUGGCCGGAACGGCGGCGGAUGGCCGGCGGCGGCGGGGGCGCAGGGUGGGUCGAGGGAGGGCGCAUGACCACGGUGUCGGCGAGGAUACGGAGGACGACCGGGAUGAGGCCGCGAGUUCCUCUGGACACACGCCGGACAGGACGCCCUCCCUGGACAGCUCCCCUGGUGAGGAGGAGGAGGAGGAGGAGCACGAUCCGCUAGGGGAGGAGGAGGAGGACGAGGAGGAGGGACACCUGGGCGAGGAGCAGGAGGUGGAUGACGAGGACGACGAGGAGGAGGAAGACGGAGACGGAGAGUUGGGCAGUACUGGCGAUGGGAGAGACGGCAGCCUUGCCCUGGAGGACAGAUUCCGCUCGGAGACAGAGUCGUCGCACGGCACUGAGAGUGGGUCGUCGGCGUCAGGCGGAGGCAUUGCUGGGCCAGUGGCGGCGGCGGCGACGGCUGCCGCCAGCCAGCCACCGACGCCAGCUGCGGCCGGUCAAGGCUUGUCGCCCCGCCACACGACCUGCAGCUUCCGGCCCAUGCCGCGCCUAGGCACUACGGAAAUUAACCCCGGCCGCGCUGAGAUUGAUGAAGCGACUCCAGACGACAUAGAGGACGAUAGGGGCAGCGGCGGCGGCGCUUUGUUCGGUCCGAACGAUUCGAUGUCGAUUGAGUUACCGCUACUGCCCCUGGCUGUGGCUCAGUCCCCUGUUGAUCUUCAGUAUCCCCACACCCGCCCCAGCGCCCAACGCCAGGGCCAUCACCAACAGCAGCACCAGCAGCAACAAGAGGAACAACAGCAGCUACAGCAGCUACAAGGCGACACGGUUGACGCGCAACAACAUCGUGAUCAUCAUCACCACCAUCACCAGGGGCGUCGAUCCCACAGCCACAGCCACCAGUCCCAUCACCGUCAGGAGCAGCAGCGGCGGCGGGAGCAACGCGACCAACAGCAGCAACAGCAGCAACAGCCCUUUGCAGUGCCUAGACCUGUGGACGGUCCCAUGGUGCCGCCCGAGGUCCUAGAGCGCAUGGCGCUGUACGCGGGCGACGAGGGCCUGGCGCGUCCCAGCACCGCAGUGCCGUCGGCCCUCCGACCCGAUGCAGCCGCCCGCGGCCCGCCCGUGCCGCCGGAGGUACUGUCGUACCUGGAGCAGUACACAGGCGGCGGGGAAGGCGACGUACGGCCCAGCACGGCCUCGCCGUCAGUUCUCCGUGCACGAGCAGUGCGGGAGUUGCCGGUACCGCCUGAGGUGCUGUCGUACAUGUUGCAGUACACAGGUGACGAGGGCGGUGCACGCCCCAGCAGCGCCGUUCCCUCCGUCCUGGCUGCGGGCCGCGUCAGUGUGGAGCUCCCGGUGCCCGACCUGCUGCUGCACAUGGUGGCGCAGUUCCAGUCGGGUGGUGAGGGGGUGUCCCGACCCACCACCGCCCCAUCGUCCAGCGAGCGGCGAGCUCGCCUGGGCGCCACGUCGGCGGCUGCACACCACCAUCACAACCACCACCACCAACACCAACACCACAAGAACCGUGUGCAGUUCGCGCCCACGGUCACGGAUGUGGCGCUGCUGCGCGGGGGCAGGAACCCGGCGGCGUCCGUGCCGUCCUCCCCCGCGUCGUCGGCAUCGUCGGCGUCAUCACCGCCGGCAUCGGCCACCGGCUCGCAUAGUCGGUCUGCUGGGGAGGAGAGCUCCGCGGUGGCGGCGGGAACAUCAGCAUCACCGUCCUCGUGGGUUGUGGCGACCGUAACAACCGCAGCGACCGGUUCUGGUUCUGAAGGUAUGACUGGUCAGCCUGGGCCGGCUGCUGCCUCGUCAACGGCGGUGGUGGCGAUGUCUUCCAUCGCGGCGCCAGUCGCUGCAGCAAGCAGCAGCAGCGGCAGCCAGGGACCCUUCCCUAGUAACAGCGGCGGUGGCGGCGCCGCUGCAGCAGCAGCAGCGCGUGGAAGACUCCAGCACGAUCCACCAGCGUCAUCACCACUACCAUCGCCUCUGCAGCAGCAGCAGCAGCUGCUGCACAGGCCGCCUCGUCUUCACAGCUAUGAGCACCACCAGCAGCCGCAUCUGCAUCAACAAAGGCAAACGGACAUCGGCGGCGGCGUCAGGACCGGGUUGAAUGGUCUCAGCGGCCUCAUCGAUAGCAGCAGCAACAGCAGCACCGGUAGCACGAACGGUCAUUGGGCGGUGGAAGCCGCAGCGGUAGUUCUGCAAUCGGGGAGCUCCGCCGCCGCCACCGCUGCCUCUGCCGUGGCCGCCCGCGGUGAUGGCGGCGGCGUCGGCGGGCAUGUGUAUGGGGUUGAGGCUGGGGAUGUGUUUGCGUUCCCGGAAGCUGGGGAUCAGGAUUACACUGGCGACGGAGGGGCCCAGGGGACGGUUGAGCCCGGAUAUGGAUUGAGAGUUGAAUCCGGAUCCGGUUCGUCGUCUGGACGGGGAUUGGAGCUGCUGUACGAGGGCGAGGAUCAGCCAAUGUCGUGGCCCGAUUCCAGAGCCGCGGCUGGACCGGGGCUGGGUGAUGGGUUUUACAUGCGGGAUGGUACCUUCGGCGCCAGGGUUAGUGGCUUAAGCCCGGGCGUUGCUGCCGCUCUCGCCGAAGCGGACGGCGGCGGUGGCAGCGGCGGUGCGGUGGAGGUGUCGGCUGCGUUUGGCGAUGCAGGUGAAAGGGGGGAAGGUGAAGGGGGCGGUCCCGGGAUGCUGGUUGGGGAGGCGGAGGACGGCCAUCGGGAUGAGGCUAUUGAGCUGGGCCGUUACCCUUCGGCAGCAAGUGAGGAACUCCUGGACAAGGACGCGGGAUGGUGGGAGGCGCAGGUGCCCCACCCUGGCGGCGGAGAGGCCGGUGGAGUCAUGCUUGAGGGACAGGAGAACGAGGAGCCUGAGGAAGAGGAUGAGGACGAAGAUGGUGAGCAGCAAGCGGAGGUUCAGAGCAACCACCAGCGAGGACUCUGCUGGUUGCCUAUCCUGCCAGUGCACCAAAUGUGA